AACGCCGCACAGCGCACAGCUCGCUGCCUCCAGCCUUAUAUAUAUAUAUAUAUCGGUCUCUUUCUCUAUCUCGCUCUCUCUCUCUCUCUAUAUAUAUAUAUAUAUAUCGCUUUGAUCGUACAUCUCGUGUGCUCGUGGCAAGCUACACUUUCGAUUAAAUCAUUUUUCUCGUAUUUGAUAACGCGACGCGUUUCGUUUUGGUGUUCAUAACGUGUUUUUUGGCUAUUGAAACAUAUUUCAAUUAAUUAAAACUUUACAAAAGCAUCAAGAUGAACGAUCUAUCGCCAGUGCAGGAAUACUACAAGGAUAAGACGAUCUUCAUCACGGGCGCAUCUGGCUUCAUGGGCAAGGUGCUGCUGGAGAAGCUGCUCUACUCAUGCCACUCGCUCAAGGAGGUGAUCAUCAUUUGCCGCCCGAAGCGCGGCAAGACGCCCGAGACCCGGCUCGAGGAGAUGUUCAAGCUGCCCAUCUUUCAGCGCAUUCGCGACGAGCGUCCGCACAUGCUGAAGAAGGUGACCAUCUACCAGGGCGAUGUGACCUACGAUUUGCUGGGCCUGAGCGGCGAUAGCCUCAAGCAUGUGGUGGACAAUACGAAUAUUGUCUUCCACAUGGCGGCCACCCUGAAGCUGGAGGGCAAUCUGAGGGACGCCAUCGACAUGAAUCUGAUGGGCACACAGCGUGCGCUGAAUGUGGCCAAGCAAAUGAAGCAACUGGAGGCAUUUGUGCACCUGUCGACGGCAUUCUGCAACUGCGACCAGGAGGUGAUGUACGAGAAGGUCUACGACUUUCCGCACAAGCCCGAGGAUCUGAUGCGCCUGGCCGAGUGGAUGGAUGUUAAGACCCUGGAUGCCAUUACGCCCGAUCUAUUGAAGCCGCAUCCCAAUACGUACACCUAUUCGAAGCGUCUGGCUGAGCUGCUGGUGCGCGAUCAUUACGAAACCAUGCCGGUCAUCAUAGCACGUCCCAGCAUCGUUACGCCCGCUGUCGCGGAGCCGUUGCCGGGCUGGGUAGACAAUAUGAAUGGACCCACGGGCGUUUUGAUUGGCGCUGGCAAAGGUGUUAUUCGCUCCAUGAUCUGCAAUGGGGAGCUCAAAUCGGAGGUGAUACCGGUGGACAUAGCUAUCAAUGGACUGCUCUUGAUACCCUAUCAUAACAGUCUGGCCAAGCAAAAAUCUCUUCAGAUACCUGUCUACAACUUAACUGUGGAGGAGGCCAAGAAGCGCACUUGGAAAUGGGUUAUGGACGUGGGUCGCGAUCUGGGCCUUAAAUACCCAUUCGAGGUGGGCCUCUGGUAUCCCGAUGGCAAUAUGACGACCAACAAGUUCUAUCAUACCUUCUGCACCAUCAUGUUCAUGUGGCUGCCCGCCUAUAUCAUUGACUUCCUUCUGGCGCUUUUCGGACAACGUCGCUUUAUGGUUCGCGUUCAGACAAAGAUAUCGGUGGGUCUGGAAGUGCUGCAGUUCUUCACGACACGCAGCUGGGAUUUCAAGUCGACGCAUUUUCAGCAAAUCUAUAAAGAUAUAUCUGAAGAAGAUCGCAAAAUUUUCAAAAUCAACACAGACGAUGUGGACGAUUACGAAUAUCUGAAGACUAGCAUUUUGGGCGGCCGUCAGUAUGUCAUGAAGGAGCCUAUGACCUCAUUGCCAAGGUCCCGCAUACAGCUGCGAUUUUUGUAUGUAUUGGAUCGCGUUUGCAAGACGGUGAUACUGUGCGGACUACUCUAUUGGACCUCCAUGAAAUUGGGCCUGAUCGAUCUGGUGCGUUACGGCAUUUCGACAGUCAAGCAUAAAAUGAUUGUGGAAAAAGUGCUGGAGCGUGCUACCAGAUCGGAGCUGUACAGCGCUCUGGCCCUGCUGGUGCUCUCGCUGAGCAUUUACACCUUCUACACACAGCUGCAAACGUAUCUGAGGUCCGUGCUGCUGUCCCUGCGUCUCUCUGGACCGCCGACGCUGCCCUUUCUGGGUAACUGUAUGCUGAUCAAUGAGAAGGAUCUUAUGCGAAAACGCGCCGCGAACGCCUUCGAUCUGUAUGGCUCGCUGGUGCGCAUUUGGGUGCUGCUGUUUCCGUUCUUUGUGGUGCUGCAGCCCGAGGAUCUGCAGGUCAUACUCUCCUCCAAGAAGCACACCAACAAGGUGUUCAUCUACAGGCUGAUGCACAACUUUCUGGGCAACGGUCUGAUCACCAGCAGCGGCGACAAGUGGAGUACCCAUCGCAAGCUCAUACAGCCCGCAUUUCAUCUCAGCCUGCUGGAGAAGUUCAUUGACACGUUUGUGGAUGCAUCGCAGUCGCUGAACGAGCAUCUGGAUGCCUCGGCUCUGGACAUGGAAGUGAACAUAGCCAAAUAUGUCAACAACUGUGUGAUCGAUGUGCUAAAUGAGGCUGUGCUUGGCGUGCCCAUCAAGAAGAAGGGCCUCAUGGAGGAUUCGCCGUUUCGCAAGGGCAAGCUGAUGAUUCGCGCACGCUUCUUGCAUCCCUGGCUGCUACUGGACGCCAUCUAUCAGCUGACAUCGCUGGCCAACGAUGAGCUGAAGCAGAAGAAGCGUCUGAACGAUUUUACGCGUCAGAUGAUUAAGAGACGUCGUGAGAUAAUGGCCGAUGCGGCCAACAACAAUGUGGAGCGCAAAUGCUUCCUGGACUACAUGAUUGAAAUCUCCGAGAACAAUCCGGACUUUAGUGAGGAGGACAUUGUCAAUGAGGCGUGCACCUUUAUGCUGGCUGGCCAGGAUUCGGUUGGCGCUGCUGUCGCCUUCACCAUCUUUCUGCUCGCCCAGAAUACGGAUUCGCAGGCGCAGUGCUAUGAGGAGCUGGAGCGCAUCUUUGACCAUACCGAUCGUGCGCUUACAAUGAGUGAUUUGCGCGAGAUGCGCUACUUGGAGAUGUGCAUCAAGGAGGCACUGCGUCUCUAUCCCAGCGUGCCGCUCAUCGCCCGCAAGCUGGGCGAGGAAGUGCGCUUGGCCGACUACACCUUGCCGGCGGGCAGCAACAUCUUCAUUUGCCCAUAUGCCACACACCGACUGGCGCAUAUCUAUCCCGAGCCGGAGAAGUUCCAGCCGGAGCGUUUCAGCACAGAGAACAUGGAGCAGCGGCAUCCAUACGCCUUUAUACCGUUCAGCGCUGGACCGCGCUACUGCAUUGGCAAUCGGUUUGCCAUCAUGGAAAUCAAGACAAUUGUAUCCCGUCUACUGCGCAGCUACCAGAUCCUGCCCGUGCCAGGCAAGACCACCUUCGAGGCCACAUUCCGCAUCACUCUGCGCGCCUCGGGCGGUCUGUGGGUGCGGCUGCGGCCACGCCAGCAGCAGCAGGAGACGAUAUAGUGGGAAAGCAAUAGGAGUCGAUUAGUGUAGGUAACGAGACGAAGCCAAUUGGUCAAAAAUCUAUCUGGAGUAGCGAUGUGAGAAGUGGGUCUACGUCUUCGUUGGUUCCUUUUCGCGUAGCUUUACUCAGCGACUACAUUCGAGAAGUUUGAGGCGACUCAAGUGAAGUUUAAGUAGAGCUCAAGCAAGGCAACGCUUCUUU
Drosophila navojoa is the source of this 3516-nucleotide messenger RNA. RefSeq names its product putative fatty acyl-CoA reductase CG5065. Gene Ontology annotation, molecular function: alcohol-forming very long-chain fatty acyl-CoA reductase (NADP+) activity. NCBI's taxonomy places the organism in Eukaryota, Metazoa, Arthropoda, Insecta, Diptera, Drosophilidae. The record is from RefSeq and is a predicted model, not a curated record. Gene Ontology annotation, cellular component: peroxisome. Gene Ontology annotation, biological process: long-chain fatty-acyl-CoA metabolic process.